Lotus japonicus is the source of this 2124-nucleotide messenger RNA. RefSeq lists its product as uncharacterized. The transcript has a single exon. Lineage: Eukaryota; Viridiplantae; Streptophyta; Magnoliopsida; Fabales; Fabaceae. The record is from RefSeq and is a predicted model, not a curated record. Bases 1 to 2124 code for a protein of 707 amino acids.
AUGGAUAAGCAGAAUAGGGGAUGGAUAAAACUUAAGGACAGAACUUUGCCAGAGUACUUGAAAGGAAUUGAUGAUUUUUUAAAUUUUGCUUUCUCUGGAUCGAAACCGAAAAGGUUCAUUAGGUGCCCAUGCUCUAAAUGCAAUAAUUUUAAUUAUAAAUCAAGAGAUGAUGUGAUGCAUGAUUUACUAAAAUGGGGAUUUGAACCAAGUUAUGAGCGUUGGGAGUAUCAUGGCGAAAGCUUAAGUGAUGCAUCAUCUGAUAAUGACGCUGGCAACGAUUGCGAUGUUGAUCUUGAAAUAAGUGAUAAUUCUCAAACUUACUCCAUGCUUCAUGACAUGCAUCAAUCACUUAACAUGGAUAGAGGUAAUGUGUUUGAUAAUCCUGGGCCUAGCAGUAUGAAUGAGGAGCCUAAUAAGGAUGCUAAAAGGUUUUAUGGAUUGUUGAAAGAUGCUGAGCAAAAACUUUAUCCUGGUUGUCAAAAAUUCUCCAAAUUAUCUUUUAUUAUGCGCCUUUUUCAAAUGAAGUGUGUUUAUGGAUGGAGCAAUAAUUCAUUUGAUUCACUAAUAAAACUACUCGUUGAAGCUUUAGCUGAAGGAAAUGUUCUUCCCAACUCUAUGUAUGAGAUUCAGAAGACUAUUAGAGAUCUUGGACUUGAUUAUGUCAAGAUAGAUGCUUGUGUCAAUGAUUGCAUUCUGUUUAGAGGAGAAGAAUAUGAAAAUCUGGAUAAAUGUCCAAAAUGUGGGGAAAGUAGGUGGCAAGAAAAUAAGAAGAAGAAUGUUGUCCCCAAUAAGGUAGUUCGAUACUUCCCUAUAAAACCAAGACUACAAAGAUUAUUUAUGUCAAAACAAAUUGCAGAUGAUAUGAAAUGGCAUAAGAAUAAAAGAGUUGAUGAUGGAGUUAUGAGGCACCCGGCUGACUCAUUAGCAUGGAAACGUUUUGAUGAUAACCAUGAACUUUUUGCUUCAGAUCCUCGUAAUGUAAGACUUGGCUUAGCAUCUGAUGGUUUCAACCCAUUUGGUAUUAUGAGCACCAACUAUAGUGUGUGGCCAGUUGUUUUAAUUCCUUAUAACUUGCCUCCUUGGUUGUGCAUGAAACAACCAAAUUUCAUUUUAACUUUGCUUAUUCCAGGCCCAAAAGGUCCUGGGAUAGAUAUUGAUGUUUAUCUUCAGCCGCUAAUUGAUGACUUAAAAGAUUUGUGGGAUGAAGGUAUUGAAACUUAUGAUGCAUCAUCGAGACAAAAUUUUCAAUUGCAUGCAGCCUUAUUGUGGACAAUCAAUGACUUUCCGGCUUAUGCCAUGCUAUCUGGAUGGAGCACUAAAGGAAAACUAGCUUGCCCUUGUUGUCAUUCCGAAACCAGCUCUUGUCGUUUGAAAUAUGGUCACAAGCAAUGCUACAUGGGCCAUCGUAGAUUCUUACCUACUCAACACCCUUGGCGUAUGAAAAAGAGCCCUUUUGAUAACACACGAGAGUUAAGGAUUGCACCUGAACCAUUAACUGGAGAUCAAGUGAUUGCACAACUGGAGAGUCUUGAGCUGCUACCAUUUGGAAAAGCUACAAGAAAAAGAAAAAGAACUACAAACGUAAAUCAUAAUUGGAAGAAGAAAAGUAUCUUUUUUGAAUUACCUUAUUGGAGAACAAAUUUAUUGAGGCAUAACAUAGAUGUGAUGCACGUGGAGAAAAAUAUUUGUGAAAGUGUUAUUGGGACGUUGUUGGAUCUAGAAGGCAAAAUAAAAGAUACAAUAAAGUCUAGAUUAGAUUUGCAACGUAUGGGACUCAAGAAGCAGCUUCAUCCUAUAAAGGUUGGGGAUAAAUAUAUGAUUCCACCAGCACGUUACACGAUGUCAAAGGAAGAAAAGAUUAAUUUUUGUCGUAUCUUGAAGGAUGUGAGGUUUCCUGAUGCAUAUGCCUCAAAUAUAGGUCGUUGCGUAAAUAUAAAUGAACUCAAGAUUUCAGGACUUAAAAGUCAUGAUUAUCAUGUUAUACUUGAGAGACUUCUUCCCCUUGCCAUAAGAGGAUUGCUUCCCAAGGAUGCUUGUGAUCCUUUGAUUGAGUUGUCUUUAUUCUUUGGUGAUUUAUGCUCUAAAGAGUUAGAAUUAAAUGAGCUGGAUCGUUUACAGAAUUAA